Molecule: messenger RNA, 1422 nt
Organism: Fraxinus pennsylvanica
Lineage: Eukaryota; Viridiplantae; Streptophyta; Magnoliopsida; Lamiales; Oleaceae
Source: the annotation of a GenBank genome assembly
AUGGCAUGUGGUGGUGCUCACCAACAAAAACCAUUACAAAAUCACGAUGCAGAGAAGGAGGGCGUGGGUGUGACGGUCCUACGAGCGGUUACGCGUGGCGGUCCUCAACGUUGCACCACCGAGCAAAGCUGCUGCAAAGGCAAAGCUGCCUCGGCGUCGCCGUUCGACGUCGCUACUAUAGCGGAUGCGGCGCUGGUGGGCGUUCCGACACUGAAUGAGGAGAUAGGGCAACCAGAAAACAGAAGACAUAGGUUGGAUUACUAUAAAGAAGGUCUACCUCCGUGGAAUAUGAUAUCCCAGUAUCAGGUGAAGGAUCAGAAUGCUUUCUUUAUGAAUAAUAAGAUCAGGAUGCUCUGUGAUGAAAGGUAUGCUGCUGUUGUAGAACGUGAUAGAGCCCUUGCCGAAAAGAACACAGCUGUAGAAGAACGAGAUGCUGCAAUCCUGCAACGAGAUUCCGCGAUUGCUGAGCGGGACAAUGCCAUAAGAGAACGUGCUGAUGCCAUUGCUGCCCUUCAAUUUCAAGAAAGUGCCAUGAAUGUUGCAUCGAGUGGUGGUGCACGUGGAACGAAGCGGACGAACGAUUACAUAAAUCACCAUUCCAACAACACUCAAUCUGCUCGUAGUUUUAGGAAAGGGUACAUGAUUGAUGCCUUUCCUUUAUCUUCUAUUCCAUCUGAAGCUGCAAAGUUACUCCAAGUACAACAGACAAAAUUGAAGAAGGGCAUCACAGCGAAGUCAACAAAAUCCGCCCGGAAGGCAAAGAAAGUAGGUGAGGAUUUGAAUAGGCAUUUCACAACAGAUGGGUCUAAGGCUGAAUGGGAGGCUGAGAAUUUCGGGUUGAUGAACCUGAUACACUUUGAUGAAUCUACCAUGCCAAUACCUGUUUGUUCAUGCACUGGAGUACCUAGGCAGUGUUACAAAUGGGGCAAUGGGGGCUGGCAAUCAUCUUGUUGCACAACCUCCUUGUCGGUAUACCCACUACCACAGAUGCCAAACAAGCGACAUGCGCGGAUGGGUGGACGGAAAAUGAGUGGAAGCGUUUUUAGCAAAUUGCUUACUAGACUAGCAGCAGCUGGCCAUGACUUGUCCAUUCCACUAGAUCUGAAGAACUACUGGGCCAAACAUGGGACAAAUCGCUAUGUUACCAUCAAUUUUCUGGGAUGGGGGACUGGCUUUUGUAGUAGGCAUUAUUUGCCUUUGUAUCUGACAACUGGUAGAGAGAUCAUUUUGCACUUUAGUUUUCAACUGGAGAAUAAGUACUGUGCAUGGAAGCCUUUGUUUAUUUUUGCAAGGGGAAAAGGACUUGAUGACGAUAUUGCUACUUCUGCUAGUAAUGACCAGACGGGGCUCUCUGGGGAUCCUGCAAAAGUUGCUUCAGUGCCACUAUGCAUGAGAAGUAUUAAGCAAACUGGAUUCCAUUGA